AUGACAGAACCUCCGCACAAGCGCGCCCGCCGCCCAGACAGCAAUCAGAUGUGGGACGAAGCGGAUCGCCGCCUACCAACACGAGAACGAGACGAACCUCCUCGAGAACGCGAUAGGAGGGAUGAUCGAGACCGCAGGACUAGAUAUAGAAGUCGAUCGCCCCCAGGAGGUGGGCGGGAUAGAAACAGGGAUAGAGAUAGAGACCCGAGGAGAGACGAUGUGCGGGACAUGAGAGAUUCAAGAGGUGGGAGGCGGGAUGAUAGAGCUAGAGAUAGAGGUAGGGAGAGAGAUGGUGCGCGAGAAUCGAGAGAUAGGCCAAGAAAAAAGUCGAGGUCGAGGGAUAGAGAAAGGGAAAGAGAUUCCGGACGCCGAACGAUGAGGAGUAGGAGCCCAAGACCGGAGAGGGAAAGCGAUAGGAAGGAUGGAGAUAGAGACAAUAAUCGUGCCAGGGAAAGGGAAAAUACCAAGUCCUCUUUGAAACCCGACGAAGAUAUCUCUAGGAGCAGAACUGCAACCCCUCCCGUAAGUUUCAAAGUCGGCGGAACUGGGGGGGCUCAAGACCACGAUCGGAUGGAUGUAGACGCGUCACGCAAAGGAGAUAGAGGCGACAAGAACGAUACCAAGGACAAGGUUGUGGAAGACCAGAUAGAGGAUGAUGAUGAUAUUGUGGUUGAAGAUGAUGGGAUGGCUGCUAUGCAGGCUAUGAUGGGAUUUGGCGGCUUUGGUACUACGCAUAUGAAGAAGGUCGCGGGCAAUGAUGUCUCAGCAGUCAGGAAGGAGAAGAAAUGGUUAUGUUCCGCAACCUCAUACGGCCAGCGGAGCGAGAGGCUCCCUGACAGCCUCGCGUUACAGGCAGAAUCCGAUACAAUCUAUUGGCCAGCCUUUCCAAGCAACUGUGUUCUCAAAACUGCACCCCUCCCCCAAUAUCCUCUCUUCCCUCUCAAAACCUAUUCCGAGCUCCAUCCUCAUUACUGGAGCUCUGGAAAGCCAUUCUCUUGGUACUGGCUGCAAGAAAUUAUGUUGUUUACUAAACGGCUGCUGGCUGGCGCGCUGCUUUCCGCCGUGGCCGCGGCUGACGACACGGCGGUGCUGUAUAACGAGAUUGCGAGGAGUUCGAAUCAGAGCUUGCUAUGGGGUCCCUACCGCCCAAAUGUGUAUUUUGGCAUUACUCCAAGGAUUCCGAAGAGUUUCGUGGGCGGGUUGAUGUGGUCGAAGGUGGAAAAUUAUGAGGAGGUGCAGCAUAACUUCAGACAUACAUGCGAACAAGGCGAUGAUAUGAAAGGAUAUGGAUGGGAGGAAUUCGAUGUUCGAACUGGUGGCGUCCAGACGAUAUACGACCAAAAGAAUGGAAUUGAUAUUACAACCAUGUUUGUUAAGGUCCCCGGAGGAAGUCACGGUGGAAGUUGGGCUACACGUGUGAGAGGUGUGUUGAGAAAAGAUUCAUCGGCCGACCUGAAGUCGACCAUUGUCUUCUAUGCGUCUCUAGAAGGGUUGGGGUCGUUGGAAGUCGAGAAUGAGAAAGAUCCUCUGGGCUAUAAAGGUGCUGUAACGCUUAAAGGGGACUCUGAAGGCCUGGGAGAGUAUAAAUUGGUUGUUACCUCUGGCCGAGGAUUCCACCCGAAGCAUGAGCAUCCUUCGUAUGACGACAAACCCUUGGAUCGGACUAUUGUGAAAUCUCAAACCGUACCACCUGAGCAUUUGUGGCAGGCCAAGCCCAUUCUUUUCAGGAAUCUCAAAGAACAGAUUGAUGAGUACGUGGCGAAAUAUGGAGAGGAAAAUCCUCCUCCACCACCUCAGGUCUACACUAUUUCGAAUGAUGCUGGAGCCGGCAAUCUUCACAUGAUUCAAAAGGUUUUUGAGGGCGACUUUGAAUUCGACAUAAUUUUCAAUAGCGGCUCAGCGCCCAAGGAGAUUACCAGUCAGGAUAUCGCCGGGCAUAUCAACCAGGUUUCUAAGAACUACUGGGCUCGAUUUGUCUCUACUUUCGAUCCCAAGCCUCCUUUCGCAGUGGAGAACUUGCAAAGAUUCACAAGCUCCAUGUUUUCCAACCUUCUCGGUGGUUUAGGAUAUUUCUAUGGGGACGAGGUCGUUGACCGAUCAUAUGCUCCAGAGUAUGACGAAGAAAACGAGGGCUUUUGGGAAGAAACUGCUGAAGCCCGGGCAAGACACCAAGAGAAGUUAGAAGGACCAUAUGAACUUUUUACCACUGUCCCUUCCCGACCUUUCUUCCCCCGCGGAUUUCUCUGGGAUGAGGGAUUCCAUCUGAUGCCUAUCAUUGACUGGGAUCUAGAUCUUGCUCUUGAAGUUGUUAAGAGCUGGUUUAAUCUGAUGGACGAGGAUGGAUGGAUUGGCCGUGAGCAGAUCCUUGGUGCUGAAGCACGAAGCAAAGUCCCACAGGAAUUCCAGGUUCAAUAUCCGCACUACGCCAACCCGCCAACACUUUUCUUCAUACUAGACACGUUCGUCACCAAGCUUGGUGCUCUCAACGGCACCACUCCUGCUGCUAGAGAAAAGCUUGGACGUAGCGUCGAUGCUGAGCACCUCAAGAACGACGAUCUAGCUUUGCAUUACCUGAGAGAACUCUACCCUAAGCUGAAGAAGCAUUACUAUUGGUUCCGCAAGACUCAAUCUGGAGAUUUGAAAUCCUACGACCGCAGUGCUUUCAGCUCCAAGGAAGCAUAUAGAUGGCGCGGCCGUACCCCCCAACAUAUUCUCACCAGUGGCCUAGACGACUAUCCUCGUCCACAACCACCACAUCCCGGAGAGCUACAUGUCGAUCUGAUCUCCUGGGUGGGAAUGAUGACCAAAUCUCUCAAGAACAUCGCCUCCCUUCUGGAAUACGACGAGGACGUAACUGAACUUACCACCAUCGAAACAGCUGUUCUCCGCAACAUCGAUGAUCUGCACUGGAGCGAGAAAGAAAAGUGUUACUGUGACGCCACCAUCGAUGAGUAUGAGGAGAAUUCCUUGGUCUGCCAUAAAGGUUAUGUCUCCCUCUUCCCCUUCCUCACCGGCCUACUUGAUGCCAAUAGUGAGAAAUUGGGUCACGUGUUGAAACUACUGGGUGAUGAAGAGGAAUUAUGGAGCAAGCAUGGGAUCCGAAGUUUGAGCAAGAAAGACGAAUUUUAUGGGACAGAUGAGAAUUACUGGAGGGGCCCCAUUUGGAUGAAUAUGAAUUAUCUUGCUGUUGUCCAACUCUUAAAAUAUGCCCAAACCCCCGGGCCUCAUGGAGCCCUCGCCGAGGAGCUUUAUUCUCGCCUUCGCAUCAACCUCAUCGAAACCGUCUAUAAUUCCUGGCUCGAAACCGGCUUCGCCUGGGAGCAGUACAACCCUGAGACGGGCAACGGACAACGGACGCAGCAUUUCACGGGGUGGACUAGUUUGGUGGUUAAGAUUAUGCAAAUGCCUGAUCUAAGCGGGGGCCAGUGGACUGUAGGGGCUGGUGGGGGAGGUAUUCAGGAGAAGAUUAAGAUGAGUAAGAGUCAUGACGAGCUAUGA
This is a messenger RNA of Venustampulla echinocandica, 3498 nucleotides long. RefSeq lists its product as uncharacterized. Gene Ontology annotation, biological process: RNA splicing; protein N-linked glycosylation; oligosaccharide metabolic process. The record is from RefSeq and is a predicted model, not a curated record. Gene Ontology annotation, molecular function: Glc3Man9GlcNAc2 oligosaccharide glucosidase activity. Lineage: Eukaryota; Fungi; Ascomycota; Leotiomycetes; Helotiales; Pleuroascaceae. Bases 1 to 3498 code for a protein of 1165 amino acids. Gene Ontology annotation, cellular component: endoplasmic reticulum membrane. The transcript is spliced from 5 exons.